Molecule: messenger RNA, 2679 nt
Organism: Penicillium angulare
Lineage: Eukaryota; Fungi; Ascomycota; Eurotiomycetes; Eurotiales; Aspergillaceae
Product: Zn(II)2Cys6 transcription factor
Exons: 1
Coding region: 1-2679 (892 amino acids)
Biological process (GO): DNA-templated transcription; regulation of DNA-templated transcription
Cellular component (GO): nucleus
Molecular function (GO): zinc ion binding; DNA-binding transcription factor activity, RNA polymerase II-specific; DNA binding
Source: RefSeq, a predicted model, not a curated record
AUGGACCCCAGCUUGGUCUCUUAUCCCGGCAAGGACGUCCAACGCAUGAUGCGCAAGAAGAAGGAGCUUCGCAGAAGCUGUAAUCUUUGUCGCACACGCAAAAUUGCCUGUUCGGGCGAGCAAAUUUGUGCCACCUGUCGAGAACGCGGCGUUGAGUGUGUCUAUGAUCUGGAGGGGCUCAAAGGACGACCCCCAGCAAGUUUCCAGGCUGAUGCGGCCAAAUCCCAAACAAAUGUCUACCCAGAGACUUGGUACAGUCCUGCCGGGGGCUCUCUACCACCUUCUAGGAAAUCAAAUGACGACAGCGACAAAACCCAGCUGUCGUCAAGUGUGGCUGCUGAGCUAGACUCCAUAUAUCGAGAACAAUUUGGCGACAAAGCUCCUUAUAAGCGCAAUAACCGGUUUCAGAAACGAGUGGUUGAGUUCAAUCGCUCCUUGGCAACGAACUUGGCGGCGAGCAAAGGACAUGCAAUCGAUAGCAGCAGCAGUAGCAGUGGUGGUGGCGGCGCUAGUAGUAUCGGUAGUACCGAAUCUGUUGUGGGUAUGAACUAUCACGGCUUCUUGACUCUGGUCACCUUGGACUUGGUUGAAACUGUUGUGCUCAAGUUUAGCCGACUCGGCGUCCGCGCCUUUUUUGGAACUGGUGAGCGAUACUACCGAGCUUGUAUGCUGCAAGAUGAAACAACCACCAUGUUUGACACUCCUAUAACCGUGCCGGAUACAACGACUGCACCCUCAACUUCUACUGCAGCUACACAGGGUUCUCCGCCAGAUCUGGGUCCACUGGCAAAGUAUAACAGUCAUCUUCUUGCUCAAAUGGUCGACUUGUGGUUUACCCACCACCCCUUGAGCAUUUUACUGUCCAAAUCACUACUAAUGACUGAUUUGUGCACCAAUCGUGCCAAACCUACCCUGUUGGCAGUUAUGUUAGCUGAUGCGCAUGAGUUUACAAAAGACCCCGAGGGGGAAAGACAGGCAGUAGAGCUACUAGAAUGGGCCAUAGGUCAACUGCAUCAUCUGAAGACUGAAAGCCCUGACCUCACAACCGCCCAAGCCUGCUUCUUCAUAUGCUGGUAUCUUAGUUGUAGGGGCCAAGCAAGACGGGCUGUCGCUUAUAUCACCUUCGCCGGAAGGACUGCCACGCAGCUGAAAUACAAGAUCCAUGAAAUUCCAAUCACGGACAAGACUCAUAUAAAUGGGAUAGAUCGAGGUGCCGUGGAGGUCGAAAUGAUUCAAAAUUUGUGGUGGAUAACAUUCGCCCUCACUCUAUGGUCAUUUAUUCAGAUGGACAUCUCGUUUGCCGAUCUGCUACCAUCGCGAAUAAUGCAAGUAUUUCCACCUUCCAGUGCAGCCGAAUGUACUAUACUACAGCUCGAUCGCACCAUGGGAAACAUUACUUCCCAACAUGCUCAAACUGCAUCUCUACAGUCUGUCUGGCUGCUUGCCCAUGUUAGCUCCUUCACGGCUCACCUUUAUGCUCUUUAUCCCCACCCCACGCGAGGCCCUCCUUCUAUCGAUACGCCAGUGAGCCAUUGGCAAGAUCAGUUGAUAAUGCGAAUGGAUCACUUGUUCAGCCAACAACGCAAUCUAGCCGCAAUCUGUGUCGAUGCCCGUGAAGCAAUGCAGGAUAUGAUCGACCGUGUCGAUACGGCCGCAGGGGAAGAUCCCAUUGGAGCUUGGCUCUUGGCCCAAUACUAUACUACAUCUAUCCAUCUCCUUUUCCCACGAGGGAAGCCAAUUUCUGCUACGUCUCCUAGUGUUGGAGAAGAAUGUAUCAUCAGUGAUGGAUCAGCCCCUAGCUCGGAUUAUCAAACCGCAGCAUCUGUUUUAACAACUACGAUAUUCACUGAGCUCGAAAAAGCCAUGCAAGGACUGGCAUCGAUUUUCCAUCAUAUAAAGACAGCAACAUCAUCUGAAGAAUCCCAUGUCGUCGCCCCUCCCGCGUUUAUUCAUUCUUAUGUAUUAGGACUCGAUGCGAUUGGGCGAGCUUUGACACAGAUUCUAUUCGCGCAAGAUCGAGCCUCAUCUCUUGAGCAGCAGUUCUGUAGCGGAUGGCUAAAGCGACUUCAUCCGGGACUCAUCACGCUGCAUGAAUUAUUCAACAGUGAUGCACUCCUGCGGGACCAUCGCUGGAGACCUGUCAAGCGGCAAAUCAAAUAUGUACGCAAGCGGCUCGAUCAGAUGGUAACCACUGAAUACGCAUCCGGGCCAUCAACAACAGUGCAACUAGGCUCCACAAUUCCCAGUUUCUCCAUCGCUUCCUCGAUGGGAGCACCGCCUCACCCUGAAGAAUCACUGCCGUGGUCAGAUUGGCAACCCCCUGAUCAGACAGCCUCAGAUCCACUGAAUCUUUCCAUGUCCAAUAUGCCUGUAUACCAACCAUCAAUUAAUCACCCACUGAUGGAAACUAAUCAAAGGUAUCAAGAUUAUGGCGGGGUCCAGAACAACCCGAUGGACUGGUUCCAAAAUUCUACUCCGUUGGCCUCGACGUGGACCGAGGUCCAGGCAGUUGAUACUACUAUACCGGGUCAAUUUUCGAAUGCCUUGUCCUCUCAGGCAUCUCAGCUCAAUGAAAAUGGUAAACGAAGGGCAGACAUGAUAUCCUCUGACGACGGGAUGUUGGUUGGCGAUCUUUCGGCUGAUCAGCUAAACGGCCUUGUUCGAUUCACGUCCGGGUGA